AUGAAUAUUAACCCAUUGAACCAGUUUCGAGAUGAAAUUGAAGAACAAUUAAAGAAAGAGCAUCCUGAUUGGGGUAAGAAAGAACUUAUUAAAGAAAUUGCUGAUAGAUGGCGAGCAAUGACCGAAGAAGAAAGAAAUAAGUAUAGAAAGCCAAGUUCACCUUAUCUUCAAAGAACAGAAAAGAAGUUCGCUAGUCCAACUGGUCUUAAUAUUAAACCAGGGCUAAAUAUAAAGUUAUCAAAUUUAAAGUUCAAACUUCCAGAAAACGAUACUAAAAAUACAACAACUGUUAAGCCGUUACUAUCUAUUAAGAGGAAACCCGAAUUAAAACCUCAAUUUGAUGAUAAUGAAACAGAAUUAAUGGAAUUCUCUAGUUUUGUUGCUCCAAACACAAACACUCCUCAAAAUAUUGGACGUCCAUCAGCAUUCAAGUCAUUAAGUUUCGGUAAAAAAGAAAAUGAUGGAAAAAUCGCACGUCAAAGAGCAGAGCCACCAAAUUUAUUGGUAUCAUCUAUUGUAUCAGAUAAGCAUGAAAGCAAGUUACUAGAAUUCAUAAAAAGCGAAAAACAAGAUUACAUUAAAGAGCAUCCAACAGCCAGCUCAUUUGAAACUAUGGUUGCUCUAAGAAGGAAGUAUGAGGAUCUCAAUCCGGAUCAAAACUCGUCCAAUAUCGAAAAUGGCAAGCAAAUCAGUAAAGAUAAAAAAGAAAAGCCACAAAAGACAGAUAAAAAGGAGAAACCUGAUAAAAAGAAGCCAGAAAAGAAAGAGAAAAAGAAAGUCCAUCGUAAAUUCUCUUUUGCAUCAACAUCAUCUUCUUCAUCGAGUUCUUCAAGCUCUUCCAGUUCAUCUAGCUCAUCUUCCUCAUCAAGUUCUUCAUCUUCUUCUUCUUCAAGUUCCUCUUCAAGCUCUUCUUCAUCUUCUUCCAGUUCAUCUUCAUAUUCAUCUUCAUAUUCAGAUGAAGAAGUCUUUGUUAUUAAUACAUUAACUCCCAGUUAUAACUAUAGUCCAUAUUACUACCCACCAAUGUAUCAAUUUGCUAUGAAUAAUGUUCGAAUGACAACCAAAACGAAUAUUAUCAUUAGAGUCCCUGUUUCGAAGGAUUCAUCUUCUUCGUCAUCAUCCUCAUCAGACUAA
This is a messenger RNA of Trichomonas vaginalis G3, 1134 nucleotides long. Its product is annotated as ribonucleic acid binding protein s1 family. The transcript has a single exon. The record is from RefSeq and is a predicted model, not a curated record. Bases 1 to 1134 code for a protein of 377 amino acids. Lineage: Eukaryota; Parabasalia; Trichomonadida; Trichomonadidae.